UCGUGAUCAGUUUUAAGUGCCUAUAAAUGUCCACCAUUAAAUUAAAAGGGGCUUUCCAAGUAGCGUCCACGUCCCCUUUCGUAAAUCAUCCUAAAUCAUCCAUGAAGCGGGAGGUGAGCGAAUGAGGCAAACAAUCUUAUAUCAGUGAUGAAUGACAGCUCUCAAACAUCUAAAAUCAUGUUUCACCAACUGACUGCGGAUGCCCUGAACGGCAGCUGCGACUACACCUUGCCCGCUUGUAACAAUGUAACAGGUGAAGCAGCGUUGCAGCUGCCCACCUUCUCCGUGGCAGCAAAAGUGAGGGUGAUAAUCACCUUUACACUUUGCGCAAUAUCUGCAGUGUGCAACCUCGCCGUGCUGUGGGCAGCCAGCACCAAUAACAAGCGCAAAUCCCACGUAAGAAUCUUAAUUAUGAACCUCACAGUGGCCGACCUUCUGGUGACUUUUAUAGUGAUGCCCGUGGAUGCUGCUUGGAACAUUACGGUCCAGUGGCUGGCUGGAGACCUGGCUUGCAGAUUGUUAAUGUUCCUGAAGCUCGUGGCAAUGUACUCAUGUGCGUUUGUGACGGUUGUCAUAAGCCUGGACAGACAAUCGGCCAUUCUCAACCCUCUGGCCAUCAAUAAGGCUAAGAAGAAGAAUAAAAUCAUGCUGAGCGUAGCCUGGGUGAUGAGUGUGGUCCUCUCUGUCCCCCAGAUGUUUCUGUUUCACAACGUGACCAUCACAGUGCCUGCCAAUUUCACUCAGUGCACCACGCGCGGGAGUUUCGUCAAGCACUGGCAGGAGACCCUCUACAACAUGUUUACCUUUAUUUGCCUUUUCCUGAUACCGCUGGCCAUCAUGAUCUUCUGCUACACAAGGAUCUUGUUGGAGAUCUCUAGACGAAUGAACAAAGGAAACAUAUCUUCAAAGGAAGUCCAUUUACGGCGCUCCAACAGCAACAUCCCAAAGGCACGAAUGAGGACUUUGAAGAUGAGCAUAGUCAUUGUAACAUCCUUCAUUGUUUGUUGGACCCCCUACUAUCUGCUGGGCCUUUGGUACUGGUUUCUUCCUGAUGAUUUGGAGGAGACCGUUUCUCACUCGCUGACUCACAUGCUGUUCAUUUUCGGUCUUUUUAACGCCAUUCUGGAUCCUAUCACUUACGGCCUGUUCACUAUCCGUUUCCGCAAAGGGCUGAAAUGCUACUGUCGCAACGUGGCUGUGCUCACCGGGUCGGAGAAUAACUCCAUCGUGACCGGCUCAUUAAAGUGCUCCCCAUCUCCAUUUCGUAUGAAACAAUGUACGCAGACAACUGACCCGGAGGAGAAUUUGGUAGGUGGAGGAGACAAGAAGCCACCAGAUGGUUAAUUGAAGGAAUAGUGGCAACUAAACCACCUCAUCCCUGAAUGUGAGGUUUGAUCACUGAGAUAUUGAUAUGACAAGGCAGGUCUUGUUCUGGCUGUUUAGGUGCUCACAAGAAUAAUGAGCCAACAACUCGUACAUCAGUAACUGCCUGUUCUUCUCAACAACAUGUGACAGUUUGAAAUUAAACCCAGCCGAGUGCAUCACAUCUCUUCGUUCAUUACCUGAUGAGCUGACUAAAUUACUUCCAGCUAUAUUUAAUGCCUAUCAAUUUUCAUGAUCAUCAAUAUGAUUCAGGUGCUUAAUUAUUUGCGCUGU
Molecule: messenger RNA, 1656 nt
Organism: Triplophysa dalaica
Lineage: Eukaryota; Metazoa; Chordata; Actinopteri; Cypriniformes; Nemacheilidae
Gene: gnrhr4
Product: gonadotropin releasing hormone receptor 4
Exons: 3
Coding region: 148-1344 (398 amino acids)
Biological process (GO): G protein-coupled receptor signaling pathway
Cellular component (GO): membrane
Molecular function (GO): peptide binding; gonadotropin-releasing hormone receptor activity
Source: RefSeq, a predicted model, not a curated record